Messenger RNA from Anisakis simplex (herring worm), 303 nucleotides. Lineage: Eukaryota; Metazoa; Nematoda; Chromadorea; Rhabditida; Anisakidae. The record is from the annotation of a GenBank genome assembly.
AUGCUAAUGAUACUGUUACCAGUUGGUGUAGCACUCUGUGUGGUUCCAGUAUGCAGUGGUCCGGACUCUUUAUCCGAAUCGUCGUUAUGCAUCAAUCCGGAUCUUUUAACACGUCGUCUAAUCUUUUCUUAUUUAUGUCUGGUAGCUGUGUUUGCACACUGUAAUUUUUCACAACUAUGUGCAUGGCCGAAAACAUUACAAGCCGUCUUAGUUGGUAGUAUAUUCUUAUGCUUUACUUACCUUUGUCAAUAUCGACUCACGUCUCUGAUCACUGAGAAUAUUGGAAAAUUUGGUUAUGGUUAG